Molecule: messenger RNA, 2815 nt
Organism: Boleophthalmus pectinirostris (great blue-spotted mudskipper)
Lineage: Eukaryota; Metazoa; Chordata; Actinopteri; Gobiiformes; Gobiidae
Gene: cdcp1a
Product: CUB domain containing protein 1a
Exons: 9
Coding region: 160-2589 (809 amino acids)
Source: RefSeq, a predicted model, not a curated record
UACCUGACUUUUUCGCAGGAAGUGGUUUACGUUUCUACGAGGAAGCGCGAAUGGCGAAUGGGGUGCUUUUUGUUUCAGUUUAAAAUAAGCUGUGAAAUAUGAAAGCAGCUUCACGGUAUUUAUUUGUUAGUAAAACAGACGUAAGAAACUAGAAAGAGCAUGUUCUGGGCCGCAGUCACAGUAUGGACCCUCUUCGCAAUCACGCGUUUCUCCUCCGCUUUUGCUGAUACACAGAAGGUGGACAUUACGCUUGACAGUGGAACAAGCCUCACCUUCAGCAGCUCUCCCUCCACGGGCUCAGGGUGUGAAGUGUGCAAAGUGACUAAACCUUUAGGCAUAAAUACAAGAAACUGUUCAUCAUCCCUGACAUUGGAAAAUCCUGGAUCUGUGUCUGUGGAGCUACUGUGCCGCAAUCUUCAAGGAGCAUUCAAUGUUAAAAUUUCAAGGACUAUUGAGUGCAACUCCCAAUCUUGCAACGGGAAUAUCAACACUAACUUCAACUUUGAUGCUUUGUUAAAUUUAAAACGCCUCUUUGUCUGGACUGUAAAGGCUGCUGGUCCAAAUGCAGCUAGAAUAGACUUUGGAACAACUGGUUUGAGACAAAUUCAACCCUCCCAAAGCUGUCCUGACCUUCAUAUCUACACAUAUGAGGUUUCUGAAGACUCAGGAAAUGUGCUGGUCGGCAGGUACUGCAGAACAGGUCCUAUCACAAAGGCCCAGGCCCGUGGAGUUAAUAGGUUUUCACUUGAGCUUCCAGCUGGGCGGAAUCUGCACUACAUCAACUAUGAAGUCUCAGUUGGUGAAGAAAUCAAGUCCCUUGCCAAGGUAUCAGUACUUCUACAAGGCCAUUCCUCCUUGGAGCUACUUACUCCCAACUAUCCUGGUAGUUUUCCUGAUGACAAGGUUAUGGAGUGGUACUUUGAGGUUCCAGCCAAACACCGGGCUUCCAUACAGCUGUUCAACCUCACACAGCCUCGGUGUGUGGAGAAGGACCCAGCCCUGGAGUACCAUAACAGGCUGCGGCUAGGCCUAGUGGCAGGUCUGACAGAGACCCAGCCCGUGCAGAGGGAAGGGGGCUUCACCAUGACCCUUAGGAACUGUAAGAUGGAUAGGGCUCGAGCUGAUUACCCUGGCCUGUCCACCAGCUUCAAAGUGUCUGCUUCAAAGAUAGCUACAAAUGUGCUCUGUGAGGUGAAUUUAAGUAGAUUUUCAGACCUCUCUCUUCACAUUAAGAAGCUGAAACCUCUCUCUGACUGUAUCAUGAGACACCAGUCAGUACCCAGAGAACAGCUCACUCUGAACCCAGGCACUACAACAGAGCUCAGGUUUGAAGACUGUCAUCCUGAAGACAUACAAGUCACGGCCACAAAAAAACUCGGCUGUUCUCGGGGCAGAAGCUGCAACAGGUUGCCCCUCUCGGUGCCUCCAUUGCCUCAGUGCCUGCCUCCCCUGAGUAGCCUGACGUGGACCUCCACGAUUCCUCAGGAUGGGACACUGGAGCUGGGCUGUAGCUCGGGCACACUCAGUCGGGUGCUGCCAGGACAGCCCUGUAACGACAGUAUCAUGAUCACAAUGGCAGAAGAUGAUGGUUCAAGUAUUGGGACUUUCUGUCGCGGUGGUGCCAUGACUAAACUCCAAAUCCACACCAAUGUGACCAUCACUGUCACUGGCACAAAUGGAAGUGAUCUUGUUCCGUCUCACAUACUGACAGCACGUAUAAAGGAUGAAAUUUCAGAAAGUUUCAUAUUCAGAGUGUCUCCAGUGAAGGAUACCCCGCUUUUCUUGGCCACACCUGGUUGGCCAAAAGGAAUGAAGUCUUACUCAACGGCGUCUUGGAUCGUCACUGUCCCACCAAAGAUGGAGGCACAUCUCAUGUUCACUAAACUGAGCCAGCCCAAAUGCAGCGCCCAUCACACUGGCAUAAAAAUCCGAAGACUGGGGCACAUAGAGGAUGACUACAGCCGCAGGGAGGACGAAAAGCCCCUGCAUGAAAUCACAGUGUCUGGGAGCUUCUUCCUCAACAUGUCCAACUGCAUGCCCGAGAAGGGGGACUUCAGUGUCUUCACCAAAGUCACACUGCACAGGAGCCAGAUGCUGAUUAUCAUAGCAAGUGUAGUGGCCGCCUUGUUGGUCCUUCUCAUUGUGAUCCUUGUUGUGGUGUGUUUAGUGAUUAGAAAAAAGAAGAAGACUUUCAACCACCAGACUUCCAUCUAUAAUCCAAAUGGCACAAGUUUCCUGCCAGGACAAAAUGGUUUUCCCACAUCACAAGUGGACGAUGAUGCGCAUGUGUAUGAUUACAUUGAAGACACUCUUGUCUACUCUCAUCUGCUGAGGAACAGGGAACAGAUAGGUACAUAUGGAGAGGCUGUUCCUGGCCACAAAGACACACAGAAGCCGCUAGUGGCCAGAGAAUGUGACAUGGAGGUAGGCACUUACCAGGAUUUUCUUCAUGGGCAAAGACCAGAGCUGCCCAAAAGGCCCCCAAGCCACAUGCAGCCAAUGGUGGACAAUGAGUUGUAUGAGAGUAGAGAAGGGGAAGAGGAGUCGUCUGCUCUAAGACCGAAGCUAGAGCAAGAUGAGGGAGAAUAAGAUGGAGAGCCAAGGCUGUGAAAUUAUUUCUGUUUACAUCAAUUAAGUUUUUACCAGGACACAAAAAAACAAAAUUGUUGCUGUUACAAAGAUGAGGGGACAUUAUUUUUUCAAUACAUCUCAAAUAAGCCAUUGCACCACUCCUGGACUGCUGGAUAUUCAUAUUGUAUAUGAUAAUAGUGUAGUAAUGUGUGGCUGUUGCAGAAGUAAAGUUUUAGCAUUUCUA